Otolemur garnettii (small-eared galago) is the source of this 2102-nucleotide messenger RNA. RefSeq names its product BTB domain containing 6 (gene BTBD6). Gene Ontology annotation, molecular function: protein binding. Gene Ontology annotation, biological process: neurogenesis. The coding region runs from base 76 to 1692 and encodes 538 amino acids. NCBI's taxonomy places the organism in Eukaryota, Metazoa, Chordata, Mammalia, Primates, Galagidae. The record is from RefSeq and is a predicted model, not a curated record. Gene Ontology annotation, cellular component: cytosol. The transcript has 4 exons.
GGGGUCGCAGGGCCGGGCGGGGCCGCGGCGCGGCGCGGGGAGCUAUCCCCAGCCGACGCCUCCCGCUGCGGCCCCAUGCUGCUGCCCUUGGCCUGCCUGCACGGCCGCGUCGCGCAGUGCCUCACAGCCCUUCUUGUGCUUGCAGAGCCGCCCCCGAAGCCCCGGCGCGGCGCCAGGGUUUGCGGCGCGGCACCGCUUUGCGCCGAGGCCGCCCCAGCCGCCCUGCCCGCGAAGAUGGCCGCGGACCUCUACCCGCCCGCCCGCGCCGCGGCUGCCACAGAUAUCGCCAACAGCAAUGCCGCAGCCGCGGGCAGCAAGGCCAGCCCGCGCAGCCCGCCCCGCGCCCCGGCCCCCGCGCCGCCGCCACCCGCGCCCGUGCCGCCCACGCCCUGCAACAACAACGCGGAGAGCCCCAACUGGCAGUCCUGCCACCCCACCCUGCGCGAGAGGAACGCGCUGAUGUUCAACAGCGAGCUCAUGGCUGACGUCCACUUCGUCGUGGGGCCCCUGGGCGCGACCAGGAGGGUACCUGCCCACAAGUAUGUCUUGGCUGUGGGCAGCUCUGUCUUCUAUGCCAUGUUUUAUGGCGACCUUGCAGAAGUCAAGUCAGAAAUUCAUAUACCGGAUGUGGAGCCCACCGCUUUUUUGAUCUUGCUAAAGUACAUGUACAGUGAUGAGAUUGAACUUGAAGCUGACACUGUGCUGGCCACUCUCUAUGCUGCUAAGAAGUACAUUGUCCCUGCGUUGGCAAAAGCCUGUGUCAACUUUCUGGAGACAAGUCUGGAAGCCAAAAAUGCUUGCGUCCUGCUGUCUCAGAGCCGGCUGUUUGAGGAACCUGAGCUGACCCAGCGUUGCUGGGAGGUCAUCGAUGCACAGGCAGAGAUGGCCCUGCGGUCUGAAGGCUUCUGUGAAAUCGAUCGGCAAACACUGGAGAUCAUCCUGACCAGGGAGGCCCUCAACACCAAGGAGGCAGUGGUUUUUGAGGCAGUCCUACACUGGGCUGAGGCAGAAUGCAAGAGGCAGGGCCUGCCGGUCACCCCACGCAACAAAAGGCAUGUGUUGGGGCGAGCCCUCUAUCUGGUCCGAAUUCCAACCAUGACCCUGGAGGAGUUUGCCAAUGGUGCUGCCCAGUCAGACAUCCUGACCCUUGAGGAGACUCAUCAUAUCUUCCUGUGGUACACAGCUGCCAAUAAGCCACGCCUGGACUUCCCGCUGACCAAGAGAAAGGGCCUCGCCCCACAGAGAUGCCACCGCUUCCAAUCUUCUGCCUACCGCAGCAACCAGUGGCGGUACCGUGGGCGCUGUGACAGCAUCCAGUUUGCCGUGGACAGAAGGGUAUUUAUUGCAGGGCUUGGCCUGUAUGGGUCCAGCUCUGGAAAGGCCGAGUACAGUGUAAAGAUUGAACUCAAGCGGCUGGGGCUAGUCCUGGCUCAGAACUUGACUAAGUUUGUAUCAGACGGAUCCAGUAACACCUUCUCAGUCUGGUUUGAACACCCAGUCCAGGUUGAACAAGACAGCUUCUACACGGCCAGUGCUGUCCUGGAUGGCAGCGAGCUCAGCUACUUUGGGCAGGAGGGGAUGACAGAAGUGCAGUGCGGGAAGGUGACCUUCCAGUUCCAAUGCUCCUCAGACAGCACCAACGGGACAGGGGUCCAGGGUGGGCAGAUCCCUGAGCUAAUCUUCUACGCCUGACACACUGCAGUGGAAAGGCUAUGAUGCCACUGGCCCUCUGCAGUAGCCAGACCUGAGUACAUGGAGGGAGGUGGAGGCUGCCUCACAGCCGUGGAAAACCCCACUUAGUAUCUCUGGGUCAGCUAUAGCCUAAUGGUAUAAAAUAGACCCCUUUUCUACCCAGCCAGAGCCUAGCAUCUGAAUCUCAGGCAUCGGGCAGAUUUAGGUAUAAGACAGGCCCCAAGUCCCCUCCCAGAGGCACUCACACUGCCUCCAUCCAGGGGCUGGAUGUUCCUCCCACCUUCUUGGGUUUUAAGGGAUUCCAAGCUUAAUAUGAUACUUUGCUUUCAAAUCUAAAAUUAGUGAAAAAUUCCUUAAAAUAGUUCAUCUAUUUAAGUAGAUUUUCAUAAUAAAGGUUGCAUAAAAUGGUA